AUGGCUGACCAGUGCAUCGUCUGUCUUGAGAACCUAGAGGUCGAAAGCAACCCAGAUGCAACAACGCCCGCCCAACAACGCCUCUCCAAGGAGCUCGAGGCCGAGCAUGCACGUCUUGCUGUCACCGAUCCAGAUGCUCUUGCUGAACUUAACAGCAAGCAAGAUCUCCCGCUCGAGGGCCGGGAGCACCAUGUUGCACAGAUUCCCAUCUGUGGGCACAUGCUACACGAUGUCUGUCUGAGAGAAUGGAGCGAAAAGGCAAACAGCUGCCCCAUCUGCCGCCAGACCUUCCAUGUCGUCACGGUCUAUGACAGAAUCGGAGGCCAGUACUUGUCCACCCGUCGAGUCGAGGACAAGAAGCAGGUACCCGAGUUCGAUCCACAGGCGUGGGCAGACGAGAAUCCAGAAGAAGAAGUGGUGGUCAGCAACCCCUGCCCUGUGUGCAACUCGGCAGACCACGAAGAGGUCCUUUUACUUUGCGACGGAUGCGAUGCAUGCUAUCACACGCACUGCAUCGGCCUUGACCGAAUCCCAGCUGGCCCCUGGUUUUGUAUGGAAUGUGUUCACUCACUUGGUCCCGAGCUCAUCCAGCCUGCUGCCGCCGGGAAUGGCCUCCAAGAGAACAGCGCACGCCCUCUGUAUUACUUCCCUCGCACCCAGGCCAGCAUGCGGCGCGCUAGGCAGCGGGCUCGCUCCGAUGAAUGGCAGGGUGCUUGGGGCCGCAUCACUGGCCGGAUCUGGGACGCCCUUGAGCUGGACUUGGACUACCAGGACGAUGACGAUCAGGUCGUCUUUGAGGGCCUGCGCCGGUCACAGCAACUACGAGAAAGAGAAAGGCAGGAACACGAACGCUGGCAGCAACGCCUAAACAUUGCGAGUCGCUUGGGGGCAAGAGAUGUUUUCGUUAAUAAUAUGCCGAUUCUCGCUCGCCCAGCUCCGCCGCCACCACCCCCACAAGAGUCGCGCGAGGAGACAUUGGCCUGGGGUGCGUUGGAAAAGGCCAGGGAGACCACCGAGAGCAGGAAGAGAAAGUCGCGCUCAGGCACGGCCGAGCCCCAUGAGGAACAGCACCCAGAGCCCGAAAGGAAGCUGAAGCGACCAAGAACAAGGCGAAUGCCGACAACCCAAAAUGGUGAAUCGUCUACUGCCGCAAGAGCUGAAGCAGAGCCUUCAAACCGGCCCGAGCAGUCAAAUGGCACUUCAUCAGCCAACCCCGGGGCCGCCUCGCGAACAACGACCGAUAUUCCCCCUUCGUUUCUAUCCUCGCUCCUGAAGGAGGUCGAGAUGAGUACCCCUUCCGACGAAGAAACCCUCCGACAUAUCUAUGGACCCAUACCGGGUGCGAAUGAUGUCUCGUCACCUGCUCGCUCGCCUUCUCCUCUCAGCCAAGGAUGCAUUACCCCUCCCCCUGUGCGCUCUAGUUCCCCGCACAUGACGCUCAGCUCACACAUCACCCCUAUCUACCCACCAGCGAACUUCUCACCAACGCGGGCGUCAUCAUCGAACUCCAGUUCCAUCAAACCUUCCCGAGCCACAUCGCCACACAAGCACGCACAUCGCGACAACCGAUCAUCGCCCGAGAAUAGCGACUCGGAACCUCGCGGGCGCCAGCAUCCACGGCCGUUGGAGCUUAGGCAGCCCCAGCCUCGGCGCAAUCGUCCGGCUGUGCUGCCAAGGUCCGAAAACGUGUCGCCGACACGCCCCACCUUGCCUCUUGAGCUCAAACAAAAUAUCAACAGCAUCGUCAAGGCAGCCCUCCGCCCUCACUGGCGUGAUCGACAGCUCACGGCGGAGCAAUACGAGAAGAUCAACCGUGACAUAUCGCGUUUGAUUUACGAAGAAGUUAAGGAUCCUUCGGCCGUCACUGAAGAUACAAAACAGAGCUGGGAGAAGACAGCUUCCCAAGAGGUGGCGCGAGCAGUCGCCUCGCUCAAGGCUUGAGAUUUUGAUCAGUGGGCAGGCAUCAUCACUCGUUUCACCUUUUCAUAUAUGGGCCACGGCACGGUACGGCGCAUGACGACUAAAAUUAUUAUCACAGAUUCGACCACGACGAUAACGACUGCUGGUUUGCAGUGAUUCUCAUGACAAACGGCGUUUCAUCCAUGGGCAUGGAGCAUAUCGGAAGGAGCGAUUUGGGCAUAAACGUAUGGGCAGACUAGGAUACCCAACGGCUGAGCAUUUAUCUGGUUGGGGCGAGAGGGAGAUAAAUAGGUGUUUAUCAGAAGAGGAAGGAAUAUCGGUAUCCUUUAUCAUUCUAGCUCAUUUCUUUUUGUUUUUCCGUUUCCUUCGCUUGGUCUGUUGCUGUUUUCUAUCAGGGAGUUGAAUGGCGUUUGUUGAGGGAGCUGGAAUCGCAAGGUUGCAUGGGGUAUUGUAACUGGCUUUUUCGUGCUUAGCAUAGCCUGGCGGAUGGGAGUUGACGACUUUUGAUAGGGUCUGGAAAUGUAUAUAUCUGUUACACUAGGGAUCAAGGCUUGCUGUUAUAUGUAUGAAUAUUACAUAGACCGAUGGGGAUCAUAUGUGAGGCGGGUGAAUGAGAAUUGAAUGUGUUGAGGGGUUGAGGCUGAGAGUGUUGUUGGUUGGGGAUGGUGUGCAAUGAUAUGUGGGUUAGUGUAAAUCUGUAAUUAUUGUGAUAAUGUUGUGAUACUAUCUAAUUGUGAAUGUAUAUGUGAGUAGAUGACAGCUUCACUUUGCUUUAGACCGUCGACGUGAAAUC
This is a messenger RNA of Podospora pseudopauciseta, 2713 nucleotides long. RefSeq lists its product as uncharacterized. The transcript is spliced from 2 exons. The record is from RefSeq and is a predicted model, not a curated record. Bases 1 to 1941 code for a protein of 646 amino acids. Lineage: Eukaryota; Fungi; Ascomycota; Sordariomycetes; Sordariales; Podosporaceae.